Molecule: messenger RNA, 2757 nt
Organism: Conger conger (European conger)
Lineage: Eukaryota; Metazoa; Chordata; Actinopteri; Anguilliformes; Congridae
Product: zinc finger and SCAN domain-containing protein 21-like
Exons: 3
Coding region: 312-1472 (386 amino acids)
Biological process (GO): regulation of transcription by RNA polymerase II
Molecular function (GO): DNA-binding transcription factor activity; RNA polymerase II cis-regulatory region sequence-specific DNA binding
Source: RefSeq, a predicted model, not a curated record
UUUGUUUCUCUGUAGCUAAAAGCAAUUAUCAUUUUAGUAGGUCUACCCAUGCAUAGUAUUAUGCUAGCCUUUGUUCAUCAUCAUUGAACGUUAGCUAACAUUAGUAGCCACAAGGCUUGAUUGAGCCGUUUACUAUGAGCAGACAAUUUUACGUUCCUACAUCUGACGUCAGUUCUGUUUCAUUGUAAAUGCUUGUGGACAUCAUGGCGGACAUUUGUUGUUAUGACUUACGAAGUUUUUGAGUUGUGUUCCGACGUUUAGCGCAAUUACUGCAUGGGACUCGGCUGCGAUAUCUAAGAAAUCUUCCAACAAUGUCUAAAAUAGAGCGCUUGAAUGCCCGAGUGGCAAAGCUCUUAACAGUGGCUGUGCAUGAGGUAUUGGAAGUGGUGAGAGAGACGGUGUCGGAGUACCAGGAGAAAACUGCUCGAACACAAAGGGAGAACGAGAGUCUCAGGCGGAGGCUGCAGGAACUGCAAGACAAGACGAAGAGAGCGAAUAUAGGUGCCUCUCUCCCUGUUAUUAGAGGAAGGUCUCUCAUAGAGCGGCAGCACUGUGAACAGGAGUGGAGCUCCAGUCUCAGGCAGGACACAGAGCUCACACUCACUGAAGAGAAAGAGGAGAUCACAGAGGAGCACAGAAUCAGACAGAGAGAAGAGGAGGGCAGUGGACUGGAGUCUGAUCACAUAGUAGAGUCGGAGACUGAGUGUGAUGGACUGGAAUUGAACACAUCAGAAUCGGAAGUUAUUACUCAAAUUCCAGAGUCAGCGUCAGCAUUUACACUUCAGCAUGUUAAAUAUGACACCGAUCUUGAAACGGCAAACAUUUCAAAGCUGCUGUCUCCAAACAUUUCCAGUCUGAACAUUCAACCCUGUCUGGCUUCUGCUGAAAUAAAAACUGAGGCAGAAUCACGAGAAUAUGUCGCAGCCUGUCAACGCAGUAUACAAAACCCGUUUUAUGGUUGUGACUCAAGUUGUAGCACAGCCCAGGCUGAACCCCGUCCAGCAUCUCAAGAAGAUGACUCAAGUUCUUAUGGACUGGUGUACAUUGAGUCAGAUAUAGUUCCUUUUGAGAAGAAUAUGAGAACUGCAUUGGACAGUAAAAAAAACAAGCAACAUCACCGUAAUGACGAGCAAUACUACUGCAUCCUGUGUGGAAAGACAUUUGGUCGUGUUGGAAAUCUUAGGAUACAUCAGCGAUGUCACACAGGUGAAAAACCGUUCUGUUGCAUGCAGUGUGGUCGACGGUUCAGUCAUGCAGGUGACUUUAAAAAACACAAGAGGGUUCAUACAGGAGAGAAACCGUACUGUUGUGCUGUAUGUGGAAAGGGUUUCAGUCAGUCAGGAUAUCUGAAAAUACAUCAGCGAUACCACACAGGGGAGAGACCAUACUGCUGUCAUCAGUGUGGGAAAAGCUUCAGUCAGUCAAGUCACCUCAAAAAACACCAGAAAAUUCACAUUGGUCAUAUAUCCUAGUUUAAAAAAUAUAUAUAUAUUUUUAAGAGACUAAAAUGCAUGAAUCAAUUCGUUUAUAUACAUUUUUUCCAUAAUGCUUUGACAUUUUCAAAUGUAUGCACAUUAACACACACACAGUUGAAAAACAUGAUUGAUCAUUUUAAUUGCUGAAAUAAAAUUAAAGCUGCGUAGCCAGUGAUAUAUGUUCAUUGUGAAAAAUGCAAAAAUCACACAAGUAAGGAACUUGCCUUACUGCGCAAAAAAUUUAAUCUAAAUCUUACCGUAUUGUAAUGGGAAAAAAUAGUUGUUCGAAAAAAAGCCAGAUUGCUGAAUAGACUAUGCUAUGUUGGAAAAAUUUCAGAAGUGACUGAUUGUAAAGACAAGUCCGAGAGAAGGGUUUACUAAUUCGACAUAUGAAGCUCAAAAAUAAGCUGUUUAUUUAUUUUUUGUUAAACAUUUACUUUUUCUUCUGCACAACUUAUAGAUCGCUUGAGUAGCCUAGAUGCAUAUCAAGGCAACAUAUGUGACUGGUGUAACACCAUCAUAUAAUUCAUGUGUAGUGGUGUGUUUAAUGUAGGCUACAAACUCAUCGUGGCAGCAUAAUUUCGAACUAUUCUAGCUUUGUAAGCUAUAGCUUACAGACUGCGAGCCUACGUUGAGGCACGGCUAUUUUUAUCGUUUCCUUUGGUCUAGCUUGCUUUAGUUUUUUCUUGCCACCAGGCAUGAAAUAUGUGUAUAGAACUCUGAAGUUAAGACAUAACUUAACGUAUCCACCUGUCCAGGCUAUGACAUUUUAUCUAAUUUAGAAUUUUCCAUUUGGUAGGAAGAGCAUUUACGAGUGAUCCUGACCUGUCAUACGAGUCAUGUAAACAAGAACUAGUCUACCCAAUCAGUUAUCAAUUGUCCCUUGUUCUUGUUAAUCCCAUUGGCUAUCUACCUGACAGAACCCAGCUGCACCACCGUAUAUAAUGUAUUAUAACAAACAUAUUAAUUUAGGGCAGUUGUCUGUGUUUGUUCAAUCCAAUGUGGCACAUUGUAUGAGCCCUUCGUUGGAAAAAAAGUAAGAAAUGUGUAAGAAUAUGAAAAUGUUCUUGCCUGAAGCCCAUUGUCUACCUAUCUUUUUUCUUUCUUACAAAAUACCAAAAAGCUCUGCCAUACAAAUAUUUAUUUCAUAUUCAGCCUUGGAUGUGUCCUCCCAAUGUUUCAGUUGUGUAUGAAAAAAAUUGACCUUAAAGUUAUGAAGAAAUAAUAAAAAGCUAAAUUAAAAUUCCUCAUUCUUCUUUUGAGAAUGUUGAGUUGAUUAAAA